AUGGGAAGCGGCCGCAGCUGCUGCAAAGCGGAGCCGCCUGCAGAGGCCCAGGAGGUCUGCGCUGGCUUCCCUGUCCAUCCACCAGAUUGUCCCAAAGACGGCUCUUCCGCUGAAGCGCCGGAUUUACCUAGAGACCUGAGCUCUGCGACCGAACAGGGUGGUGUCAGCUCUCUAGACCAUGGCACAUCAAGGGCCACGCUGUCCACGAUUGCAAGGUAUCGCCUGAACCACUUUCAGAUCGAGGAAGAGUUGUUGCGAGGGAUUCCGCUGCAUAUGUCAUUGCGAGGUCUGGGAAAGUUGUGGCUCACUUCUCCGGUAGAUCUCUCAGAGAGGGCGCGGGCACUCCUCUGGCACAGGUCCCGGCAAGUGAAGCAGCUCGACAUCUUCUACUCCCACACCUGGCAUACACCUGGCUGGCGCAAGGUCCUUGCACUGUGGGUGCAGCACGGGGCAUGGAAGUUCUUACUCGGUUGGCUUCUGGGUGUGAUACUGGGAGUUGCACUGGAUGCAACGAUGGAGAUUCCCACGCUCGUCUUGCCCGGUCCGUCCAUUUGGAUUGGCGGCUUCCUGGGGUCGAUGUUGGGAUUGCUGACCUCGCCGUAUACAGCAGCAUGGGCAGCAUGUAGGCGCAAAGCGGAAGAAAUGUGCUUUUUGGAUGUCGUGUGCAUCAAUCAGACAGACCCCGACACAAUGCAGCGUGGAAUUUACGGGCUGGGUGGUUUCUUGGCUGCAUCCUCUGAGAUGCACAUUUUGUGGAGCGGGCCUUAUUUUUCGAGGCUGUGGUGUGUGUUUGAGCUCGCCGCGUUUUUCAAAGCCAACCCAUGCGGAAAGAUUCUUCUCAAGCCAUUGUUUGUUGAGAAUGGUCUGCUCUUCGUUGUUUUUGCCAUCUACAUCUUGAGAGUCAUUGAUGAGUGGUUCGUGAACAACUUUCAAGAGCGGACUGUGGUUGCAAUACUGGUGCAGGUGCUUGGCCUGAUCCCAAGCUACAUGUUGGUACACUUUCUACGUAGACUGCUGAAUGAAAAACAUCAUCUCCUAUACAGUCUGCGCAGCUUCGACCUCGCCAAUGUCACUUGCCGCUGUGCGGCAGACAAGGAAUGCAUCGAACAUGUCAUUCGUACAUGGUACGGAAGCCCGGCGUCCUUCAUGCAACACGUGAGGGGCCCAUUAGCUGACGAGCUCACGAAACCCUUUUCGAGAAACAACCUUCCAGGCAGCUUUUGGCUGAUGAUUGCCACACCUUUUGUAUCCUUCAAUAUGGCUGGCUUCUGGGUCGAAAGACGGAUGCCCACGUCCAGCACGGAUGACGUGGCGAAGAUGUUCCUGACCGUAUGUAUUGCCAACAGCGUCUUAUGUGUUCACUAUAUCCAGCUGACGUACUUCAUUUGCGAUCGAUUUGCUGCUCCUGCCGGCAGGUGUCUUGAUUACGGCAAGACCCUCUUGAUUUGGGUUUGCUUGAGUUUCGUCUUCCUGGGCAUGUUCGGGCUUUCAUCCUUCGUGCGCAGACAGGUGCUGGCAGCUUCUGUGAUGUAUGCUGUUGCCACAGUGGCCAUGUCCUUCGUCAUCACACACAACAGUUGGAGGAGGCGGUUUCGAGCAAGCCCCCCCGAGGAAGCAAUUGAGAUAUAG
Molecule: messenger RNA, 1629 nt
Organism: Symbiodinium natans
Lineage: Eukaryota; Dinophyceae; Suessiales; Symbiodiniaceae
Source: the annotation of a GenBank genome assembly